UGUUCCUAAGCAGUGUUCCAAGUGAUAGUUAAAAAUGGAUUUAUUAACAAUUAUUCUCACCGUUCUUGCCAGUGGAUUGGCCUACUAUUUUUGCAAGAAGAAAAAUAUUUUUGAUCGUCUUGAUAUUCCCUAUGAUCCACCAAAACCUAUAUUCGGAAGCAUGUUUCCAUGUGUGCUUAAAAAUAUGAACAUUUUCCAACUUGCUCAAAAAUUGUACAACGAUCAUUCUGAAGCUAAAUACUUUGGAAUGUACGAAUUUGGGACACCACUUAUCGUAAUUCGCGAUCCAGAGAUCAUCAAAUCCAUCACAAUAAAAAAUGUUGACUUAUUUUUGGAUCAUCAGGGAUUCACAAACGAAGAAAUUGAUCCGCUUUUUGGAAAAUUCCUCUUUUCAUUGAAAGGCAACAAUUGGAGGGAAAUGAGGAACAUCCUUAGUCCCUUAUUCACUUCUAGCAAAAUGAAGACAAUGUUCAACAUGAUAGUGGAAUCUACAGUAAAUUUUACCGACGCAUUGCUCGAAAAGUCAAAGAAAAAAAAUGAUAUUAUAAACCUCAAAGAUGUUUUUACAAGACUCAGUGCUGAUACCAUGGCAAGUUGUGCUUUUGGAAUUAAAAUUGAUUCAAUGAAUGAUCCGGAAAAUAUAUUCUAUGUCGUUGGUAGAAAAGCAUCAGAUUUUGAAGGUAUCUUGAGCCUCAAAUUUCUCCUCAUCAGGAAUUUAAAGUUUAUAUCUCGACUUUUUGGUGUGACUAUUUUCAGUGACAGUGUAAAUCGAUUUUUCAGUGAUGUGACAUGUUUAAACAUAAGAGCGAGAAAAGAAAAGGGGAUAAUUCGUCAAGAUUUUUUGCAAAUGAUGAUUGAAGCCAAGGACAAGAACAAUCGACAAAUGAGUGAUGAAGAAAUCACAGCUGGUGCUUUUGGUUUCUUGUUUGCAGGAUUGGACACCGUUUCUACAGCAUUGUGCUUUAUUAUUCAUGAAAUAGCUGCUAAUCAAGAUUUCCAAAAAAGGCUUCAAAAGGACAUAGACCUUGUUUUAGAGAAUUGUAAUGGAGAACCAUCAUACAACGAAAUUAAUGAAAUGCCAUACCUAGAAGCUGUGAUUAAAGAAGGUUUAAGACUUUAUCCGCCAGGCGGUUUUGUUGACAGAGUUUGCACAGGCAAAUUUGAACUCCCGCCAGUUUCACCAGGAAAAAAUCCUGUAUGUAUCGAACCUGGAAUGCCGAUUUGGAUUCCUAUUUUUGCUCUACAUCGGGAUCCUAAUUAUUACAAAAACCCAGAAGAAUUUGAUCCUGAGAGAUUUUUAGGCGAUAACAAAAUUAAUAUGAAUUCUGGCACUUUUCUUCCAUUUGGUAUGGGGCCAAGAAUUUGUAUUGGGUACAGAUUUGCGAUUUUGGAAAUCAAAGUUAUGUUAUUCAAUCUACUGACAAGAUGUAAUUUUAAACCUUGUUCUAAAACUCGUAUACCGCUAAAGGUGAAAAAAGACAGUUUAAUUUUGCUGCCGGAAGGAGGAUUUUGGUUAAAGGUGGAGGCGAGAAAGUAGAACUUGUUUAUUGAAAUAUAUUUGUUCAGAUAGCGAAUAAUUUUUAUAAUACUGACAAUUGUUUUCAGGAAAAAAUAAUUUUUAUUAAUCAGUCUAAUUCUUAUAUAUUGGCAAAAAAGGCAAGUGUGUCAUUCUAACCACAUAAAUAGAAAUCGUUUCACGCCAUUCAGGAACUCUUUAAGUGAGUUUUAUAUUCAAUUUCAAUGAAAACAACUUCCUGGUCUUUUAUUAAUAUUAGGAAGUAAGUUUAACAAUUAGAUUUAUUUUAUAAUUAAUCCAUUAAAUUCCUUGAUAUUAGAGAGCUUUUCUUUUAUUUAUAAAAAUCCACGCCAGAAUAAUCCUUCAAAUCUUCUUAUGAAAUAGUCGAAAUCGAGUUUUUCUUUGUAAGCUCUUGGCAUCCUUUAAAAUCGUAACAGAUUAAAAUUCCUGAAAAUCAAUACCAAAUUUUAAGAUUUGGACACUUCCGGUUCGUUGCGGAUACAUGAUAGACGUGUGAGAAGUGCCAGGGUUGGUUAAUUAAGAAGUUAAAAGCAAGACGGAGUGAAGAGAGAUGAUUUGCUCUCGUGGAAGAGACGAUGU
This is a messenger RNA of Belonocnema kinseyi, 2116 nucleotides long. Its product is annotated as cytochrome P450 9e2-like. Bases 35 to 1537 code for a protein of 500 amino acids. Gene Ontology annotation, molecular function: oxidoreductase activity, acting on paired donors, with incorporation or reduction of molecular oxygen; heme binding; monooxygenase activity. The record is from RefSeq and is a predicted model, not a curated record. NCBI's taxonomy places the organism in Eukaryota, Metazoa, Arthropoda, Insecta, Hymenoptera, Cynipidae. The transcript has a single exon.